GGUCCCAGUGACACGCAGACGGGCCGCCUUCCCCCGUCAGACAGCGUCUAAUCUGUCUGAAGAGCGCAUCCAAUUCGCCGCUGCCUCUGCCCGCCGCUCACCCAAACGAUAUCUUCCGUACGCUCGACGGGUACGGAAUAGCAGCAGCUAUCGGCCUUGCUGCUGAACCCAUCUACAACGCUUCGACCAACCGGUGCUGCUGGUCGAGGCGCUCCUUCUGAGGCACGGCUGUCGCGGCGCUGGGGUUGUUUUGGUGGGGUAGCAUUACUGCCCUCGAACCGAACAUAAUACACAGCUCCCCCCUGUUGGCAGACAAUGGCCGACAACAACAUGUCGAUAGAGAAGAAAGAACCUGAGCGAGAAGGCUCGGAUGACUCCAUGGACUCGACCCCCGAGGCCGAGAUGGCCGGAGCGCCCAAAGAUACUGCUGGCCAACCCAAGAGGAAGGGUGGCCGCAAGCCGAUCUAUGCGACAUCUGAGGAACGUAAACAGCGCAAUCGUCAGGCUCAAGCUGCGUUCAGAGAGCGCCGGACAGAAUAUAUCAAGCAGCUGGAGGAGACCAUCCGCGUUCAUGAAACUAACCUUCAUAACCUUCAGACGGCCCACCGGAGUGCCGCGGAUGAGUGUCUGAUGCUGCGAUACAAGAAUUCGCUCCUGGAAAGAAUUCUGCUAGAAAAAGGUAUCGAUGUCCAGGGAGAAUUAAGAGCAAAAACAGGAAGCCCGCACCUCGGCCCAACACCCAUGGCACAGAAUAUGGCACACGCGCCAACAGUCCAACGUGCUAUCAUGAACAGGCAUCAGCAAGCCAGACGAUCGAACUCCAAUAUCGCCCCAAAGCUCGAGCCGGGGAUCCCACUUCAAUCUCCGCAAUUGCGGCCAACACCAUCUUCUCACGCCUCUUCACCCACAUCGAACUCACCAGGUUACAAUAACCCCGGGGUGAUGACUCCUCCCGCAUCGGACUCCCAGAUUCCACAUCAGCAGCAACAGCGCCUUCACGCAUCCAAGCCCCAACAAGCACACGGAUUGCCCGGCAACCCCGGCUUAUUAGGCAACGCUGGAGGGGCUGGAACCUCCGUAGGGCCUAAAGGCCGGGGAAGCGGCGGGACAGGGAGCGCAGGAAGCACUCCAGUGUCUACCACAUAUUACCCACCCUAUCAUCUUCAGAAUCACAUGGAGCAACUCGGCAAGUUAACCCGUCCCCUUUUUUUUCAUUUCUUUGGAAGAGCUCUGUUCGUCCUAGGUUAAUUCCGUGAGUACAGAACAGGAGUACGAUGCCCAAGCCGAUAUGGUCGAUGACCAAGACCCGUCUGAAUCUGGCCCGGGCCCAUAUCCCGAGGCGUUCCCGAACUCACAACAGCAAAUGAAUCAGCAACAAGCGCUUAAUCAGCAUCACCAGCUUGGCCAACCAGGCCAAAAUAUGCAAAUGGGUGGACACAGCAAGGGA
Molecule: messenger RNA, 1447 nt
Organism: Amorphotheca resinae ATCC 22711
Lineage: Eukaryota; Fungi; Ascomycota; Leotiomycetes; Helotiales; Amorphothecaceae
Exons: 3
Coding region: 316-1248 (310 amino acids)
Cellular component (GO): RNA polymerase II transcription regulator complex
Molecular function (GO): DNA-binding transcription activator activity, RNA polymerase II-specific; transcription cis-regulatory region binding
Source: RefSeq, a predicted model, not a curated record